AUGAUCGUGGCCGUUUUCAUUGCGGAUUCACGCCAGGAACUCGUGUUUCAGUACCUCGUGAGCUCGGAUCUGCCCGGUUACAAAUCCUUGCGGAACCGGAUCCAGACCAUGGCUCCGACGCUCGCGGCAGAGCCGCAGGCUGGGAAGGCGAGUGUGGGCCGCAGUAUGGAAGUCUACAAGCACGUGUCGCCCAACGGGCUCGCGUUUUGGUGUGCAACGAAGCCAGGCCCGACGACGCCCGGUGCGAAGCACCCAGGUGUAGGGCACCCAGCGGAGCCGCUUGUGUUCUUACAAACGCUCGAAACACUUUUAUUACACUAUUUCGACAAAGAUCAACUGAGCGUUGCGAAAAUCCGCAACAAUUACGACCGUGUGACGAUGCUGGUAUACAGUAUGCUUGACGCAGGCGAGCCUGCAAACGUGGACCUGGGCCGUCUUCAAGAAAUGGUACCUUUGCGACGUGAUUUGGCCAAAGUCGUGAACGCGACUGCGAGCUCCUUAGGGAAACGGCUCACACAGGGCGAUUCUCACGCACUUUUUGCGUUGCCCAAUGUGCAAGGCGUGUCGUUGCCCACUGAGAAAUCCGUGCCCUGGCGUACGGCGGGGCUCGUUUUCGCGGAUAACGAACUGUACGUGGACGCGACCGAGACCGUGAACGCCGUGUUCCGACGCAGCACGCAUGGCGCACGCGACCGCACGCGGUGCGUGUCUGCGUUUCUCGAAGGUACCAUCGAUUUCAACUCGCACCUGACGGGCGACCCGACAGUGCUUGUGCGACUCGAUCUAUCGGGCCACAAGCUCGCGGUGCCCGCGCUGCACCGGUGCGUCGACACGCAGGGCACGGAUUUCCAUGCGAGUCGACUGCGAUUUGUGCCUCCCGACGGCAAGUUCCGGCUCAUGCGAUACGUGGUUGACUUGACGCCCGGCACCGCGCCUGCGUCCCACCAACACAGUCGAGCCCUCGCGAACCUGGGGCUCGUGGUCCCGGAACUUCAGUCGGCGCUCGGUGCAAACCGUGACGAAUUCGAAGUCACGCUUGACAUUGCACCUUCGACAACGGUCUCAGCCGUCGAUAAUGUCCAGGUCGCACUUCAUUUUCCGCAAUUGCCCUCGGGCGCCCGCGUCAAGGCCCUCCGGACGACACAUGGCCGCUUUGAAAACAGCGUUGACAAUCGCGACGCCCUGUGGUUACUCGACAAAACCACCAGCACGGGCACUCGGCCCGUGCUGCGUGCGUGCAUUGAAAACUCCGCUGACGACACUACUACAACAACGACUACCGCGACGACUCUACGCGUGUCCUACGCACACAAGGGCCUAUUGCCCAGCGGGAUAAAAGUCGAUGCCGUCGACAUCGUGGCCGGGCUCCCAUCCACCAUCAAACCUUUCAAAGGUGUCAAAUACCUGGUCAAAACCGGCGAUUUUGUCCUGCGAUGA
Lachancea mirantina is the source of this 1437-nucleotide messenger RNA. The record is from the annotation of a GenBank genome assembly. NCBI's taxonomy places the organism in Eukaryota, Fungi, Ascomycota, Saccharomycetes, Saccharomycetales, Saccharomycetaceae.